This is a messenger RNA of Rhizoctonia solani, 456 nucleotides long. RefSeq names its product Retrotransposon-derived protein PEG10. Lineage: Eukaryota; Fungi; Basidiomycota; Agaricomycetes; Cantharellales; Ceratobasidiaceae. The record is from RefSeq and is a predicted model, not a curated record. The coding region runs from base 1 to 456 and encodes 151 amino acids. The transcript has a single exon.
AUGGAGGAUAAGGCUGCUGACUGGGCCCUCCCCUUAAUCAAUAAUAUCAUCAAGGGAGAAGGGAGUGCCCUGACUACCAUUCCAGCCCUUUCAUCCUGGUUCAAGGAGGCCUUUGCCAAUCCUGAUGCUAAACAAGCCACCAUGCAAGAAAUAGCCACCCUCACCCAGACUGCCUCAACAGCAGAAUAUGUCACUGAUUUCUGCAGCCUCAUUGCAGAGCUUGACUGGAACAAGGAGGCAUAUAUUGCGCAGUUUACAAGGGGCCUUCACUGGAAGGUUAAGGAGCUCCUGUCAACCAAGGACAAUGUUCCAGAUGACCUUGAAGCCAUUUUUGCAGCUUCCAUUAAAAUUGAUAACACCUGCUGCAAAAACAAGGAAAACCGCCCAAAGAAGCAGGCAUCCAAGGCACUGGUCACCACAACCACCUCCACCACUACCACCACUCACAGGGUCUAA